CACAACAAACACAUUGCAUCGUUUUGUGUUGUGUUUGUUUUUUGUGUAAAUAUUUCAACCAUCUCAGCUGCGAGAGGUACUACGAAUUUACAAUUCGAAAAAUAUUUGGUUUGCAACAGCAUGUUCGAUGACGAAAACUUCAAUGUAUUUAAAGACGAAAAAGCUGUUAUUGACAAAGAAAAAGUUAAUCGAACUAAGCUUCCUCGAAAAGCAAGAAAUUUUAGUAAAGUACAACUUCAAUUAGCUCUACGCAAAAAGAAGGAAUGCAACGCUAAAGCUCAGUCUGUUGUGGAAGCUCUUCUAGAACCAACUGAUAACGUUGAGUGGUUUCUACAUAGCUUGCGAGAUAUUAACCAAUGCCAUUUCGAUGAUGUCAUCCAGGAGAGAGCAAUUCAGCGAAUUUGCGGCUAUCCACUUUGUAAGGAGAAGCUAACGAACCUGCCGAACCAAAAAUACAUCAUCUCAUUAUCGAAUAAAAAAGUAUACGACAUCACUGAGCGGAAGAAUUUUUGCAGUGGCUCGUGCUACAAGGCAUCCAGCUACAUCAAAGCUCAAAUGCUAACGAGUCCACUUUGGCUUCGUGACCAGGAAGAUAUCCCAAAGUUUAAGUUAUACGGCGACAUUCGGGAAAAUAACACAAGUAACCAAUCAAAUCCGGAAGCGCCACGUAGAUUCGAGGACCUUCGUAUCAUUGAAAAAACACCCGACGGCAGUAUUUUCCAAAGGGAAAAUAUGCGGGAAGGAGACGAGAUACCGCUGGUUAGCGUUAACCAAAAUGCGACAUCGCCACAAUCUUCAAAUACUGAUGAUAGUAAAAACCAUGAUUUGGACUUGAAAGUAAAACUGUUGUCUUUAGAAUAAUAAAUGA
Molecule: messenger RNA, 868 nt
Organism: Sabethes cyaneus
Lineage: Eukaryota; Metazoa; Arthropoda; Insecta; Diptera; Culicidae
Product: putative RNA polymerase II subunit B1 CTD phosphatase RPAP2 homolog
Exons: 4
Coding region: 121-861 (246 amino acids)
Cellular component (GO): cytoplasm; nucleus
Molecular function (GO): RNA polymerase II CTD heptapeptide repeat phosphatase activity; RNA polymerase core enzyme binding
Source: RefSeq, a predicted model, not a curated record